UGGGCGGCCAGCGAGCCCCCGCGGCUCUGAGGGCCGGGCCGAGGCGGACCCCGUGCCACCGCCGGCAAGGUCACGGUGCCGAGCUCGGGCCCGCCGGGAGACCGAGGCCGCGGCGAGGAGGCCCGCUGCCCCCGGAGGGAGGCGGACGCGGCCCGCCACCGCGGCAGCGGGGAGGAGGGGAGGCCGGUCCCGCCCGGUCCGGUUCGGUCCCUGACCCGGUUCCGCGGCGUGUUAUCUCGGGUGUGGCCUCCUCCCCGGCGGGCUCGGUGGCCUCCGUCUCGGGUGGGCAUUGGGACCCGCCCCUCGGCGCCGCCGGUGGGUUGGAGUGACCGAGAAGGCUUCGCGGAGGGGAGCUUGGCCUCUAGAAGAAAGGUGGCAGUAAUGCUAACGCUGGCAAGCAAGCUGAAGCGGGAUGACGGUCUCAAGGGAUCCCGGACAUCAGCCUCCACAUCGGACUCUACUCGGAGGGUUUCUGUGAGAGACAAGCUGCUUGUUAAAGAGGUUGCAGAACUCGAAGCUAAUUUACCCUGUACAUGUAAAGUACAUUUUCCUGAUCCAAACAAGCUUCAUUGCUUUCAGCUGACUGUAAGCCCAGAUGAGGGUUACUACCAGGGUGGAAAAUUUCAGUUUGAAACUGAAGUUCCUGAUGCCUACAACAUGGUGCCUCCCAAGGUAAAAUGCUUGACUAAAAUCUGGCACCCCAACAUCACAGAAACAGGAGAAAUAUGUCUAAGCUUACUAAGAGAGCAUUCAAUCGAUGGCACUGGCUGGGCUCCCACUAGGACGCUGAAGGAUGUUGUUUGGGGAUUAAACUCUUUAUUUACUGAUCUUUUGAAUUUUGAUGAUCCACUGAAUAUUGAAGCUGCAGAACAUCAUUUACGAGACAAGGAGGAUUUUCGGGACAAAGUGGAUGAAUACAUCAAACGCUAUGCCAGAUGAUAAGAGGAGAGAUUACAGGUCUGAGGACUCUCACAGUUGUCUCUGAUGUGAAACAGCUUGAGGUAGCCCACCUCCCCAUCCUCAUACUCCCUGUCAGCCCCUUGGGAUUGUCCCAGUCUUGCGACCAUGUUGUCCUGAAGAAGACCAUCCUCCUGACUACACAAUACAGCAAGAAAGUGUGUCUGGGCCUCGAGAGCGUUGUCUGCUUCCCUUACCAUGUUUACUGAAACUCUACUGUCUAGGCUGUGGGAUUCCUCCGAAGUUGUAAUGAACUCACCACUGAGGAUAGCGCUUGCUUCCCUUCCCCCAACAAAAUCGGUGUCCUGCACAAGUGAUGUAAUGACACGUUCGGUGUGACUGGCAGAUUGGCAAUAAGAAACCCGCUAUAAACUGUGAUUGGAUGCACAUUCUCUUAGCUUCUUCCACGAAUGUUGGCCCUGCCUAGAUGUGAAGCUUCCCAGAAUGCAUAGUCAUUCACUGUAGAUCUUACUGAAAUGCGUAUUUUAUUUAAUGUAAGUAUAUUUUGGAACAGA
Peromyscus eremicus (cactus mouse) is the source of this 1472-nucleotide messenger RNA. It is a transcript of the gene Ube2f, whose product is annotated as ubiquitin conjugating enzyme E2 F (putative). The record is from RefSeq and is a predicted model, not a curated record. Gene Ontology annotation, molecular function: NEDD8 transferase activity. Gene Ontology annotation, biological process: protein neddylation. Gene Ontology annotation, cellular component: nucleus. Lineage: Eukaryota; Metazoa; Chordata; Mammalia; Rodentia; Cricetidae. Bases 382 to 939 code for a protein of 185 amino acids. The transcript has 10 exons.